AUGUCUAUAUUUAGAGAAAUCGAGGAGAACUUUCACAAUGGCAAGCACUUCAGUCAUUUCCACGUUCCUAUUUGUAGUUUUGGUAAGUAUACAUUUCUUCAGACCACUGCAAGACCUGAUAUUCCAACAGCAUCUACCGUUAGUACAACUACAACAUCAGUUACAUCACCUACAACAUCUUCUGAUAAUUCAUCUACAUUAGCUGCUUCUGCAACCACGACUAAAGAAACGACCACUGCAAGACCUGAUACUCCAACAGCAUCUACCGUUAGUACAACUACAACAUCAGUUACAUCACCUACAACAUCUUCUGAUAAUUCAUCUACAUUAGCUACUUCUGCAACCACGACUAAAGAAACGGUUGCGGUUGAAAAUAGUGCCGGGAUAGGAGUUCCCUCAUUAAAUACUACGCGUGUACAAUCAGGUGCCCCUCUUAUGCUGGUGGAAGAAACUGAUAGCAAUUUGCUGAUACGGCCAAGUCCUGUGGAAGUGCCAGAUAAAGAGAGACAGAUAUCUGUUCAACUGCCUUUACAUGAUCUGUUGUGCAAUCUUUUCAAUGGACAGCCUAUACGAUGGGGUGUGAUUGUUGUUCAAGAUGGCAAUCAAAACGAUGUCCCAUUUACUGGAACUUUACAAGGCUUUAAAAGUAGGCGACUAUCAGUCUAUAAAAGAUGUUCACAGGUUAAAGAUGAUGAUUCAAUUCCUGCUUACGUUGCAACUCCACUAGACUGGAGUCCUAGAUGCUCACCAAUAGUUAUAGGCAAUCGGCAAAAUAGAUCAACAGAUCUAGCUCAUGUGAUGCCUUACAAAGAUUUUGUCGUCGGAAGCCAAGGAGAGUGCUCAGGUGUGCCAGAUGAUCAGUAUUGUAAUGGAGAAUUACAACCAGGCAGAAGUUACAGAGUGAAGGCGUUCGUGUGCAAUUCUAAAGGAUGCACGGAAACAAGAUAUUCUAACCCGAUAUCGACCGACCCAGAUUUGACUAUACCAAUAGUAGCUGAGGCAUCAUCGGCGAUCGUUGUGUUGGUGGUUGUAGUUGUUAUUGUUUGCAUUUUAAAGAGGAAGCAAAUGGUGUGUUUUGCAAAAGAUUCCGAAAGAAGUCCGCAUACACACAGACCCGAUGAUGAUAUACAUCUGGAUAAAAUAGAGCCCACCAAAAAGAAUCCCUUCAGACCUGGGCCAAUAAAGCUCUCCGAUUUCCAAGACACUGUUGACAAAUUGCACAGAGAUUCGGAUUUACUAUUUGCAGAUGCAUACAAGCUUUUGAAAGAAAAAAGUCCUAAUCACAGAAGGGCAGCAGCAGAACAACAAUGUUGUAGACCGAAGAACAGAUACACAAAUAUUCUUGCUUUUGAUCACUCGAGAGUAAAGCUGCGGCCAACAGUUGACAUGGAAGGAUCUGAUUAUAUUAACGCAAACUAUAUUCCGGGAUAUACAUCUCGAAGAGAAUAUAUUGCGACCCAAGGUCCUAUGCAAGCAACAUUUGAUGACUUCUGGCGAAUGAUUUGGGAGCAGAAUGUAGAUACCAUUGUGAUGUUGACAAAGCUUAUGGAGGAAGGACGGCAAAAGUGUGAUAAAUACUGGCCGAACUUGGGUGAACAUGUGUGCUAUGGGGAUUUGGUGGUGUCUCUUCAGUCAGAAUCUAAUCUGUCAGAUUAUACUAUAAAGAUACUUGAAGUAAAAAAGAAAGAGGAACGGAAAAUGGUCAGGCAUUUUAGUUACCUAAAAUGGCCGGAUAUGGGUUGUCCCGAAACUCCAAAAUUAUUGCUUGAGUUUGUAAAAGCUGUUCGACAGUACAUAAAUCGAGAAAAGAGAACAACAUCAGGGCCAACGGUAGUGCACUGCAGUUCCGGUGUAGGCCGUACAGGGACAUUUAUAGCUGUUGAUUACUUGUUACAACAUAUCAGAGAUCACGACGACGUUGACAUAUUCAGUCUUGUCCUAGAAAUGAGAAACCAUAGACUCAAUAUGGUACAAACAGAGGAUCAGUAUGUUUACAUCCAUGAUUGCCUGAAAUCGUUCAUUACAACUAUUACGGAAGAAGACGAGAAUGGAGAUAAACAUGUAUACGUGAAUGCUUGAAUACUUCUUUCGGAGCGCAAGAAGAAGAUAUCUAUGAAAAUACAGGAUAUGAGGAGGAUUGAGGAACAUGAAAACAUUAUUUAGCUAGAAUUUAUGCAUUUUCGCUACAUUAUUAUAUGUGAAAUAUGUAUUUGACAGACAUCACAUUCUGUAUUGCCUUAUAUGACACUACAAUUAUUGUGCGCUAGAUAGCUUGUAGGGACCUUAUAGAGUAACCUAUAUACAGUUCACAAAUAUUCUUCUGUAAAGUCUUCCUGAUCAGUUACAUAAAUACGACCAUUUUCUCAUCAAUCAAAGAAGUACAUCAUAUUAUCUUAACAUGCAACGAAACCUUUUUCACCGAUAUAUUGCCUUUUGCAAUCUAUUUCCGUUCAAAUACCGACUACAUUUUCAUGAUAUACAUAACUCAUACUAUCAGGAAGUAAAAUUAACAGAUUGCAUAUUUCACUGAAAAUAAGUCCAUUUUCUUUCAGAUGUUACUUAUAAAUUCACAGAUUGCAUAUUCCACUGAAAAUAAGUCCAUUUUCUUUCAAAUGUUACAUAUCAUACCAAACAUAUAAUCGGUAAGAAAUUAUAUAUUGCACUACCAAUAAAGUUUCCUGCCAUUAAUAUUAGUAAUACCUAAAUCUUUUUGUUGCGUAGUUUUUUUUAAAUUUUCUAUCGUAUACAUUGAUGCUAACGUACAUUCACAACAACAUUCCUAGACUUGCAUUUUUAUGUGGUCUUUGCCUUUGUAACAUUAAUUUGUUUAAAUUUCAAUUCUGAAAAUGAUGACGUUGAUUAUUUUUUCUUUCCUUUUUUCUUCUACUUAUUUAACAUCCCCAGAGAAUUUCACUUAUUUUAUGUGAUAUCAAGCUGUGAAACCUUUCGUUUUAAGAUAUGACCUUCUGAUUUGAG
Mercenaria mercenaria is the source of this 2976-nucleotide messenger RNA. Its product is annotated as tyrosine-protein phosphatase 10D-like. Gene Ontology annotation, biological process: protein dephosphorylation. The transcript has 19 exons. Bases 1 to 2079 code for a protein of 692 amino acids. The record is from RefSeq and is a predicted model, not a curated record. Gene Ontology annotation, molecular function: protein tyrosine phosphatase activity. NCBI's taxonomy places the organism in Eukaryota, Metazoa, Mollusca, Bivalvia, Venerida, Veneridae.